AUGAAUCAAUAUGAUAAAAAACGCAAAUUAAUGCAACAACAAAACGACGAUGAUGAACAAAUUGAAAAAACAUUAAAAUAUUUUGACGAAAUUCUCGACGAAUAUUUAUGCGACGAAGAUAUAACAGACGAAAAUACAAAUCACAAGUCACAUUCACAAACGAGAUUUACAAAUGUUACUCCUGUUCAAUAUGUGAAACAAAGUUUUCAGGCUAUAAAAUCGACUCCGAAGACUUCAUCGUCGAUAUCAACCUUUCAAGAUUCACGUUAUGUUCAAGCUUCUCAUCAAUUUCAUGACAAUCGCCAUCGUUCUGACCAAGUAGCAUCAACUGAUCAAGCCAAUAAUGUUCGUCGUCAUACAUCAGAAAAUAACCUGAAUCAAAUAGCUUCAUCGACAAAACCGGUGCCCACAGAGAAAGCGUUUCGUCCACAACUUCUUCAAACAGCAACAACAUCAACAGAAGAUUUGCUAACAAUUUCAUCAUCGAGAAAUUUUCAAGCUUACGAUCGUUUUUCUGUUCUUAUGGAUAAAACCAAUUAUUUAGCAGUCAAUAAUACAAGUGCUAGCCUAAUUGAUUUAACUGCUAUUGAUAAAUUAUCUUCGAGGCCACGUUUUCGUUUUGUUCCUCCAUCAAAUCAAAAUUUGAACUCGAAAGAAGAACAUAUAAAACAACAACAACAACAACAACAACAAUCAAAUCAAAAUUUUGAACAAUAUCAUUUGAAAACAAUACCAAUUGAACGAUCGUCACUUCAGAAUCAAAAUAAAUAUUCACAUAAAAUCGUAAAACCAAUCGUAGUAGUUCCGUCCAUACAAAAAUCCACACCAAUAAAUCAUCUAGCUGAAUCUAGUAUUCAUCAUGAAAACGGAAAAAGUGCAUUUAAACCACAUCGAUCAAGUAAAAUUGAUGUAUCAUCAAAAGUUCAAUAUCCAUCACCAUUAUCAGCAAGUAAACGACGACCUGAUCUACUACAUCAAUCAAAUAUGCAUAUUGGAAUGACCAAUCCAACGAAUCAAAUUGUUGAUAGUAGAGUAUCGAUGCAUCAAAAACAAAAUGUACCACAAUUUCAUCAAUCAAUACCGAAUCUUACUCAAAAAGGAACAGCAGAAGACGUCAAUUCUAAUAUGUAUGCAUCUUAUAUAUCCGAUCAACCGAAAACAUCGAAUUUUGUAAAACCACCGCCGUAUACACCACAAUCACAUAAAUCCAAUGAACAUCAUCCAUACCAACUGCCAACGAGUUCACAAGAUUCAAUUUCCAAAUGGAUCCAACAAGUUAAUAGUAGUAGUAGUAUUAGUGGUCUUGUACAUUCGUCACGUAAUCAACCGUAUCCUAACGGAGGGGAUUAUCGGGCUCACCAACAACAAUCUUAUCCUUAUGGUUCACAUCUUCCAGUGAAUGCAACUACGUCACAACCAGUGAAUACUUCCGAUCGUCAUCAUCAUCAUCACCAUCAUCAUCAACCAACUCAUAUGAAUCCAAUAAACAUGCCUAAACAUAUUUCUGGACAACAGUCCGCUCCUGUUCCAUCGGCUUAUCCUCCUUCGUUGUCAACAUCGAGAAAUGGAAUAUUCUCUCUACAAUCCUCAACUUCAUCGUCACCAUCUAAUAUAUAUCAUUUCCAUCAAAAUAACGUUCCAAAAGAAGGUCAACCCAAACGUAAUUCUCAUCGUCAAAAUGUUAAUGUCACAAGUUAUCUUUAA
This is a messenger RNA of Rotaria socialis, 1704 nucleotides long. The record is from the annotation of a GenBank genome assembly. NCBI's taxonomy places the organism in Eukaryota, Metazoa, Rotifera, Eurotatoria, Philodinida, Philodinidae.